Molecule: messenger RNA, 1626 nt
Organism: Anoplophora glabripennis (Asian longhorned beetle)
Lineage: Eukaryota; Metazoa; Arthropoda; Insecta; Coleoptera; Cerambycidae
Gene: Acat1
Product: acetyl-CoA acetyltransferase, mitochondrial
Exons: 2
Coding region: 243-1445 (400 amino acids)
Biological process (GO): fatty acid beta-oxidation
Molecular function (GO): acetyl-CoA C-acetyltransferase activity
Source: RefSeq, a predicted model, not a curated record
UUUUUUUAUCUGUCAUCGCGCGGUCUCUAAGUUCAGAGUCACUUCUAGAUACGACGUGCAAAUUACCUAAACAUGACAAUACUGAUAAAAAAAAAUCUGAAAUAAGUGACCACGAAGUGAACCUGAGAGAUUAACAAUUACUUAAUCUAGUUAGAUAUUAAUACUUGGUAUAUGUGGGAAUAAUUGUCUGUAAUUAGAUACUGUUAUACUGUUAGAAAUACUGCAGCAUAGAGGUUAUAAAAAUGAGUAGCCGGGCAUUCAGUUCCUCUGCUAGAAACGAAGUCGUAAUAAUUUCCGCAGUUCGAACACCCAUUGGCUCAUUCCAAAGCACACUUGCUCCCUUGUCGGCAACAAAGCUGGGUGCUGUUGCUGUGCAAGGUGCUAUCGAAAGAGCGGCUAUUUCAAAAGAGGAAAUUAAAGAAAUUUAUAUGGGCAAUGUGUGCCAAGCCGGAGUUGGACAGGCACCAGCACGCCAAGCAGCACUAUUUGCAGGUUUACCAAAGUCCACAAUUUGCACGACGAUAAACAAAGUGUGUGCCUCUGGUAUGAAAUCGAUAAUUCUCGGAGCGCAAGCUCUUCACCUUGGAGAUCAAGAGGUGGUACUUGCUGGAGGAAUGGAGUCCAUGUCCAACACUCCUUAUUAUUUAAAAAGGGGCCAAACGCCUUACGGUGGAGUUAACUUACUAGACGGGUUGGUCUCCGAUGGGUUAACUGAUGUUUACGGUAAUUUCCAUAUGGGGGUGUGUGCUGAGAACACGGCAAAAAAAUUAGGCAUCAGCCGGCAACAACAAGAUGAAUUUGCGAUAAGCAGUUACAAACGCAGCGAAGAAGCUUACAAAAAUAAUGUGUUUGCCUCCGAGUUAGUGCCUGUUAAUGUCCCACAGAAAAGAGGACAGCCUGAUAUUGUUUUCUCGGCGGACGAAGAGUACAAGAGGGUCAAUUUUGAAAAAUUCGGAAAGUUAGCGACUGUUUUUCAAAAAGAAAACGGUACAGUCACUGCUGGCAACGCUUCCACUUUGAACGAUGGGGCUUCUGCUCUGGUUUUAACCACCUCUGAAGCCGCUAAGCGUUUGAACGCAAAACCUUUAGCCAGAGUGGUGGGAUAUCAAGAUGGAGCUUGCGAUCCCAUAGACUUUCCUAUAGCGCCUGCCGUUGCGAUUCCGAAAUUGCUGGAAAAAACUGGUGUAUCCAAAGACGAGGUAGCUCUUUGGGAAAUAAACGAAGCUUUCAGCGUGGUUGUUCUGGCGAAUCAGCAACUUUUAGGGCUGGACCCCUCAAAAGUCAAUGUGCAUGGAGGGGCGGUCAGUCUUGGACAUCCCAUCGGCAUGUCCGGUGCCAGAAUUGUAACUCACUUAGUACAUGCCUUGAAACCUGGACAAAAAGGAGUUGCAGCGAUCUGUAACGGUGGCGGUGGCGCUUCUUCCAUCAUGAUUGAAAAAUUGUAAGUGCUGGUUUUGACAGGUAUUUUUAAAGUGUGAGGGGCAAAUGGGCUAUUAUGGAUUUGGUUUAAGACUAAGAAGUUUUGUCACCAUUGUGCAAGUUGUUUUUAUACGCAUUGUAUUCUAUGUUUACAGUUGUUAUUUUUAUACACAGAUAAGAGAAUUAAAAACAAGAAUUGUGCAAUUA